CGGCGGCUGCGGAAGGGACCCGGGCUGCGUGGACGCGAGCGCCCAGGAGCCUGCGAGCCAUCGGGCCCCGGCGGGACUGCCACUCACCGGGCCCCUGGACCCCCAGAGUUUGGAACUGCAGCUGGAGCGCGAGGCGGAGGGAGCCGGGCCCCGGGAGGCCACCCCGGGUCGGCCGCCCCCCGACGGGCUGCUCCUGGACGUGCUGGCCCAGCGACACCCGCCCCCCGCCAAGCCGCAAGUCUUCUGCUCCGUGUACUGCGUGGAGAGCGACCUGCCCGAGGCCCCCACCGCCGAGUCAUUGUCGCCGCCAGAGUCCCCACCUCGAGCACCGCCGCCGCCGCCGCCGCCGCCGGGGCCGAUUCCCGCCAGCCCGCCGCCCUCCUUCCCCAGCUCUCCGUUGUCGCUCCCGGCUGACCCCCUCUCCCCCGACGGCGGCAGCAUCGAGCUGGAGUUCUACCUGGCUCCGGAGCCCUUCUCCGUGCCUGGCCUAUUAGGAGCUCCACCCUACUCUGGCCUGGGUGGGGUAGGGGACCCCUACGCGCCCCUCAUGGUGCUGAUGUGCCGGGUGUGCCUGGAAGACAAGCCCAUCCAGCCCCUGCCCUGCUGCAAGAAGGCGGUGUGCGAGGAGUGCCUCAAAAUCUACCUGAGCUCCCAGGUACAGCUCGGCCAAGUAGAAAUCAAAUGCCCGAUCACAGAGUGUUUCGAGUUCCUGGAGGAAACUACUGUCGUCUACAACCUGACCCACGAAGACUCCAUCAAGUAUAAGUACUUCUCAGAACUUGGCCGAAUUGACGCCAGCACCAAGCCGUGUCCUCAGUGCAAACACUUCACCACCUUUAAGAAGAAAGGACAUAUCCCCACUCCUUCCAGAUCAGAAAGCAGAUACAAAAUCCAGUGUCCCACUUGCCAAUUCAUCUGGUGUUUUAAGUGCCACGCUCCUUGGCAUGAAGGUGUUAACUGCAAGGAGUACAAAAAAGGAGACAAGUUAUUGCGUCACUGGGCCAGCGAAAUUGAGCAUGGGCAGAGAAAUGCCCAGAAGUGUCCAAAGUGCAAGAUCCAUAUCCAGAGGACGGAAGGAUGUGACCAUAUGACUUGCUCACAGUGUAACACUAAUUUUUGUUAUCGAUGUGGAGAGAGAUACCGCCAGCUCCGGUUUUUUGGAGACCACACAUCAAACCUCAGUAUAUUUGGAUGCAAAUAUCGCUACCUCCCAGAGAGACCUCAUUUAAGAAGAUUGGUUCGAGGGUCAGUCUGUGCUGGAAAGCUCUUCAUUGCGCCUCUCAUCCUGGUUUUGGGAUUGGCACUAGGGGCCAUAGCAGUUGUAAUCGGUUUAUUUGUAUUUCCUAUAUAUUGCCUUUGUAAAAAACAGAGAAAGCGAUCACGGACAGGUAUGCACUGGUAAUCCACAGAGGAUUUCACAUGACAUCAGCCGGUACCAGGGGGAGGUGCAGGAUGGUACACCGUCUGUGAGUCGGCUCCUGAGAAGCACCUAGAGGAACUUCUGCCAUCUUGUCUCCUGUGGUUCUCUGCAGGCCACAGUGCCUCCAGCUACGGUGCGCUCCCAACAUGGUAUCCUGUCCCUUCCCUAAACAAAUUGCUGCUUUAAAAAAAAAAAAAAACGGUCACUUUCGUUAAUUAUAGACAUUUAUAUAGUAACUCUGACCUUUGUGGUUCUUGGAAGAAGAGAUUUUGAGAACAGGGUAUCCUCAGAUGUGUUUUGAGGGCACCUCACAGGAGUAUUUCUUGGACUGUCUGAACCCUGUGCUUCGCUCCUGGCUGGCUGUGAGACUUGGUGAGCAUAGCUGAAGUCCUGUCUGCACCCACAAACAAAGCCACUUUGCAGAAGAUAAAGUUCACCAAAUGCACCUGUUGUCAUCUGUAGCCCAAGUGGUACCAUUCUUUUGUUCUUUUGGAUACUGUAAUUGCUUUAAAAAAAAAAAAAAAAAAGUCUCAGUACCCAGAAGGGAAUUAAUGAAACUAAAUUAACAAGAACCAUGAGUUCCUGGUGCGGAUGUGUAAGGAUGUGAAUGUGUGUAUAUAAACACGUAUUAAACCAGGCUCCAUAACCAUGUGCUUGUCCAUUUCCAUGUCUAUUUUCGUAGAACCAUUCAGCCAUGAUGGUUCCUUUCGGGGGCCUAACUUGGUAAUGUACUGAAUUAAAGCCAAUGUCAACAACAGGUUGUUUCCAUGGUAGCCCUGUCUGUUUCUUGCUCUUCUGAUGGUCACACACACGUGAUUUGUGCGACGUCACUCUGAGAUGUACCAGAUUUUGUAAACUGACAAAACGGAACGGGUGAUUUUAGAAAGUUUCCAACCCUUGAUAUUUUUGGAUUUCUUGGAUUUGGGCAUACAUACUUUUCCUGUCAGUUAAGCCCUCCUGGGAUAAUUUAAUUAAAAAAAAUUUUUUUUUUCUGCUUUGAAGAAAACUGCUAAAACUUUUCAUUUAAUUCCCAUUCUGCUCAUUAUUGAGUUACCUCCUUAUUAUCCCAGAUAAUUCUGCUUUAGGUCCAAGUUUUUAAAAAUUAUUUAAUGCUCUAUUCCUUCUCUCUUUUCUCUGGUUUUUUUAUUUGUCCCCAGGUUUUGUUUUUUUUUUUAACUAAAAUAAAUACUAGUUUUAAAGAAUUUUGCCUAUGUUUACUACUCAGAUGCAUAAAUUGUUGGUAUUUCCUUAUAGAGAGAUAACUUGAAAACAGCUCUUUUAUGUAUAUAGUUUCAUCUAAAAUAUAAACUGCUUUUGGAGGUGGAAACAAAUGAAGAAAAUAUUUUCAGGAAGAUGAGAAGUCUUUGAGAAUAAGGAAAUGAAAUUUAACUAAACAGCUCCUUGCUUUCAUCAUAAUGUUUAUCAAGACAAAGAAGAGAUAUUGAAAAGCCUGAGGCUUACCUCUAAGUUCUUAUAGUUAGAAUUUUAUCAUACAUUACUCUACUUACCGUGAAUGUAAGAGUUUGACGUGAAGUAGACUGUAUGAUAACGCUCGCAUUACGUAGCUAUCUUGUGGUGUCCGAUGCUAGAGUGUAACAACUUUGUGUUUGACUGAAACAACUCGUGUUGGUGAAGGACGGUCCAUGUAUAAGCUAGCAUGCUUGUAUCCCCUCUGAGCCAUAGAGAAGAGCUGGACAACUUCCUGCUAAGUGGUGAGUUUCCGGCGAGAGGAGUAUGCGUCGAUUGUGGCUCUGGAAUAGCCACUAGACUAUGGUGUGAGGUAAGGAAGGAGCAGUGGCCUGGUUUCAUAGAUUUCAUCUUCGCGUGCCUUCAGCCAUCCAUCUGGCAAGUAUUCACUGUCACUUUAGGUGUGCUAGUCCUGGACCAAAAGAAGGAGACCUUCUAGCCCAAAUACAUGUUUCUAUCAUAAAGGCGCUUAAUUUUUAGACAUUCAUCUUUCCUGGACUUGGGCAUCUGUUUGGCCAUGUGUGAGUAGGAUGGAUCUGUCUGGUUAUGAUCUAUGCAUAUAUCUGUAUGUCAUAUGUAAACAUGUCAUGUUCAUACACACCACCUGGGUGAACAGAGACAUUCGGGUCUAAGAUUGUCUAUAUUCUUGGGUUACUGUGCCUGUUGUCUUUGGCCUACUCAGGGAUUUUUAUUCUAUUCUUUAGAUAACUUAUCUUUUACAGGUAUUUUUAUCUGAUUUGAAAAACUUUCCAGUAUGUGAGUUACAAAGUGGUAUUUGCUAUCAGGAAAGAUGGCUUCAUCAGAGGUUAGGAGCGUACACCCUGCGCCGCACAGGCAUCUCAUUCGUAAUUGUGUAGGUUUAUAAAAGAAAUGUAUGCAUUUCUCUCUUUUUAAAGACUACACACACACACACACACACACACACACACACACACACACACACACACACACACGUAUGUGUGUCCUUUCCAUGGUAGUAGCUUGAAAGUAUUUGUGAAUAUUUUAGUAAGUCUCAAAAUCUUUAAAAGAGUUAAAAAAUGAAAAAAAAAAGUAUUUAUAUAUCAGUGCCAACUUUGAAGGUAGAGCAGUUAGUGACCUUUAUGGUAAAUUCUGAAAAGUCCUUUACAAAAUGAAGUAUACAUGUUGUGUCUUUUUACCCAUGGCUUGUCCUUAUGUGUUACCAUUGUAAAUGUAUGUAUGUUCCUGAAGAAAAUCAAACCCUAUAGAAUUACAGGCUUCAAGUUCCUCUGCUUACCUACCCCUUGUUUUUCUAGGGGUGACGACUAUCAAUGGUCUGCUACCUGUCCUUCCAGACGCUUCCUUCAAGUGUACAAAUAUAUGUGUGUCUGUAUAUGUGCAUGUAUGCACCUUUGUGUGUUAGUUUUCUACAAAUAGAAUGAUAUCCUUUGCUGUGACUCUUUUUCAUGUUUUUAAAUAUUAGAAAAACACCUUGCCAUAAGUGUUUACAUCCGUUUGAAAAGAACUGUCUAUCCCACUGUAGAGCUUAGUUGACUCGGUCUUCUGUCGAAUGGGAAACAAGGUAGUUUUUACUUAUCACAAACUAAGUGUUUUAUGCAUCCAUGUAUUUUCUCACUUACUAUGACCAUUUCCAUGGGAUUUUGAAUUUUAUUUUUUACACAAUAUUUGUAAUAAAGAUUUUUAAUGCAUAGUCAGGCAAAGAGAUCGUAGUUGAGACCCUAGUUGUGAAUAAACAGUGUAGAGAGUGCCUAUUUUUAAAGCAAAGCAUCUUUUGAAAGACCUUCUCCUUGAUAGGUUAGCCAACUACCUUGCCAAAAUUUAAAAGAGAAAAUUAAUCUGUUCCCAAUGAAGCUAAAAUGUGGUCAGCUGUCUUGGACGGUGUGAAGGAAGAUGAAUCGAUCCUUGGCUUGCUUGCUUUUAACUUUAGUACUCAAGCCAAAUGAAUGGUGUAUGUCACAUUUUAUAAAACACUCUCCAUGUUUGUGUGUCAUUUAUAAAAUGUAUAAGGGAAAGUAAAGGGGUCAAACCCUAUGACACAAGCAGCAUCCUCUUCCCACAUUUAUGGUCUAGCAGUCAGCCACUUACUGUCUCCUUCAAGAACAGACAGAAAAACAGUCAAAGAGUUCAACAGCAGACUUGUUAGAGUGUGCCAUCAUUUUCUGCUGGGGGAUCAAGAUCCAGCGGGACCUCUUGGGAAAUGCCCAACUCUGUGGCUUCAUCUCUUGAGUCCCUAGACCCCUACUUGAGUCUGUCUUUUAAUUUCACUGCCCAGAUGCAUGGCCCAGUGUUUCCACAAAAUACUCUACCCUGCUGCAGUCGCUGUCUGUCCCUCUGGUAGUUCCAACUACGUUUUUUGUCCACACCUCUUCUCUUCACCCUCAGAGAAGAGCAGGAACAGGCGGGAGAGCAAAGCUCACCCUGAUCCAUGUAGCCUCAGUGUUUCUCUCAGAUUCCAGUGCAUUUGCCAACACAUCGCCUCUACUGAACACAUGAGACUUCUUUAACAUCAGAUUUUUAGGAUGCCUGUUGUUAGGAUUAUAAAAAGUCAGUGGCCUAAACAUCAUUAGGUGGCAUAGAAGUACAAAACUAAGAAAAUCCGUGCCAUGAGCCACUUUAGAUGUGAGUUAGUUUUAUAAGCAAGCUGCACACGAGCCUUAAUGUGAGCCCUUCCAUGACAGUGGUUGAAGUCUGUCUCAACUCUUGUUUUAUGUUAAGGCCUGCUAUAAUUGUUAGCCUUAAAAUUGAUGCACUUUCCAGUGUGUGUGCCAUUUAAAUAAUUAAGAGAUAAAAGGUGGCAUGUGUUUUUCAGUGGCGAGAAUAGAAUCACAUCAGAAAAUAUGUUCAAAUUCUUCAAAUAUGUGAGAAAUUGGAAGCUUAGUAUUUUAUGGAAAGCAUUCCUAAAUAUAUAGAACUAUCCCUAAUAUUUUAGUAAUCCUGGAAUUUUUUUGCAACAAUUUUGCUAUGAUCAGAACUCAUAGCAAAUAACGAUGCUACGUAAUAACUUCACUUGAAUCUUUAUUUAAAAUAUUCUUACUAAAAGUUUUAACUGUAUUUCCACAGUUUGUGAAUCCUAUAAAAGAAAAUUUUCUUGACUGGAAACACAAUAAAUAAAAAUAGCUGGAGCACAUUUUGUUUUUCAAAUUAUAACUUAAUUAUGUACUUUUCUGCAAUUGUGGACACUAACUUCCAGGAUCACAUACUAAAAUGUGUCUCUGCAGUGAUCCUAUCAAUUAAACUGAGAUACUCGUGUAGAAACAGUAUUAUCUAAAUAAAACAAAAAUUCCAAACUUGAAAGAGUAUUUAAGACUGUGAAAGGUUAAUUUUUUGGGUGCAAAUCAAUGGAUGUGACUCCACUGUAACUUCCUUUGAGUGUGCAGUUAAGACUGAUUUCAAAGCUAAGUGCUUUAUGGGACUUCUGUGCAUCACUCUGUGGUUCUGCAGCUUUUGUUGAUGGUAAUUGUCUAUUUACAGAUGAACGGAAGCCUUGACAUGUCACAUCCUUUAUACGUCCUUAUACAUACUGCCAGCUGUGCAAGUCUGCAAUCAUGCAUAUUAGAAAAUAAUUUUUUUUCUUUUAACUAAAGAAGUGACUGUUUUUGGAAAUAAUGACUUAAAAUGCCAAAAAAUUAUCUUUUUGAAAAAUACAUGAAAUAUUACCAAUGCCCUUUGGAGGGUCAUUUCUUUAUGUCUCUAUAAGACAUUUCAUUAGUUGAUUAGAUCAUGUAGAGUCAUUAACAAAGAAAAUAUUUUUCUUCAGUUCUCAGUCAUAUGUUAUCACUCUGUUCAGCAAUACACACACAUCUCCAUACCACGAACCUAUUUUUUUCUUAGUUUUCUAGAUUAUCUUUCUUUUUGCUCCAGCAGUCCCCUCCUCGUCUCAUCUUGGCCAAAUGAAGAAUAAUUUUUCUUAACCAUUGGUUCCUUUCACUGGAAUGCAAUGAAAUUCUGUGGCGAAAGGUCUUUAUGACCUAACUCAAGCAGCAAAUGUCAUUUAUCCUUAUUGUUUAUUAGCUGAAAUGGAUCCAGAGUGCCUGGGACAUUUUUCCUGAGUCUUUAUAGGAGGUACGGAACUCUGCUAGCUCUCUGCCAAAUAAGUCAAACAAAUUAGAUGCCAAUUGGACCAGAGGGCUACCAAAACUCUAGAAUCAAACUUUACAAAUUCAUGGUUAUCAGCAGACAAAAAGCAUGUGAACAUUCAUGCAACCUGUCUUUCAUCCUUCAUCCAAAAUAAAUUAUAGUUAUGAUCACUGGUCUCUAUGUAAAAACAUCCUCUAGCUUCAACUUGAGGUGGAUUGAAAUAUAGGAGCAAUUGUAUGUAAGAUGCAGCUGUCAAUUCAUGUCCUGUGCUUAAUAGACAUUUUUGAUAAUCUAAAGUAGUCACUUUGUCUAUAACCUGGAUUGGGCCUAUUCUAGAGAAAUUGCUUACCCUUCGAAAACAGUCAAAUAGUUUAAUUAAUUAGAUGUACAUAUAAGCCACACUCAAAAUUUAUUUAAUAUAGGUUUACAAUAUAACAAAAAAAUUCAGAGAGUAUUAAGUGUAUUAAGUUACCCCAGGAAUUGCUGAAAUAAUGUUCUUUCAGGUUCUCCUUGUAGCUGGCAGGCUGUGCUGUAGUCAUUGGUUCACCUUGUGGCCAGGUAGGGAAAUUGUUUUAAAAUUCUAGUUAAAUUCUUAAAAAUACCAGUUUUUCAUUAGCAUCACUUCCUCUAUAUCUAAAUGUAUUAUUUCAAAUAAAUAGUAUCUAAAUAUCUGAUGCACAUGUCUAAUUUGUAGCCUAUAGAAAAUCGGUGUGCUUUAUGUUUCUUUACAAAGAAUUCUAGAUAUAAUAUUGUUGCUUUUAUCAGCUGACUACAAAUUGUUUCUCUAUUUUUUUAAGUUGCAAAUGGUAGCUCCUCAAUAGCCAAUACUUAUUAUUGAUCAUAUUUGUCACAAAUGUCUGUAGAUGGUGUUUUGAAAGCUUUCUUUUCAUAUGAAAUUCAGAACAGUAAUAGGUUUAUGUAGAUGUGCAUAUAUAGACACCGUUUGCCAAGGCAAAACCAAUCUGUUACAGAUUUUUAUGAAAAUUAAAAGGUAUCCAGGUAGUGCACUUGGCAGUUGGUCCAGCCAGAGCCCUUAGGUCUGGGGUCGGCUGGAUUUGCUUCCAAUUCCUCCUCCGUCAGUCGACUGAUGUCUUUGAAAGGUCCAGGUCUACUGUAGUUUUAUUUUAUUGUGUUCUGUUUUGUUUCCUUCUCUAUCUGCCCUUUGAAAAUUGGUUCCAUGGUGAAAGGCAGAAGGCAUGCUGAGUGUGUCUGGCAUCCACCAGGCAGCCUGCUGCAUGUGUCUGUGGUGACUUGUCUGUCAUCCUGGACCAGCCCUGGCCUUCCCUGACACAGUAAAGUUAGGGACUUUAAUUUAAACCCUUGUUUUAUGUGACUAUUGCCCUCUGCAUGCACACCUCUGCCACCUUCCAAUAAAGGCCCCUAUAACCCCUUGAGGGGAAGUUAACUGUCAGUAUACUUGCUUUUGAAGAAAGCUAUUAAUACACUCCUAAGUAGUACAUUUUUCAGUCUUGCAAAAAUUUAGUCAAAACAGCAGCAUGUCUGGGCAUAGUGGCACAUGCCUUUAAUCUUAGCACUUGGGAGGCAGAAGCAGGCAUGUCUUUGUGAGUCCCAGGCCAGCCUGGUCUCCAGAGUGUGUUCCAGGACAGCCCGAGCUUCAUAGGGAGACCAUGCCUCAAAAAAUAAAGUAAAACUCCAAAACAAAACAAAAGAGCAGCAUAAAAAUGUUAUUACAUUAACCCAUCAUUUAUUAAAAAGCCACGAGUGAGUAGUAGUUAUUUGGUUCCUCUUUUAAGCCAAAUUGGUAAGACAUUUUCAUGUCUUGGAAAUCUGAAGGACAGUUACAUUAUCCACAUCUUUUUUUUUUAACUGUUAAAAUGCUAAAAAGAAAUAGUUGGGGUUUGAAUCUUUUGCUAUUGCAUAUUCAGAAAUUGAUGUUCUAAUGAAUAGUUACCAUCUCUGAUUUCAAUUUGAGACUAUAUCCCAUUUUAAUUCUGUUCUCAAUAGCAAGUGAUGAUUCAUUUCAUCAUCUUAAGGUGAGUAGUUUGCAUUACUGAUUUGUCCCAGCUCUUGUCACUCUCCUUUUAUCGCACAGUUUAAAAUUUUCUGUAAACUCUGUAGCCCCUUUUCAAAUAAUGUGCCAUAAUGUUUUUCACAUUGAAAAUGUCUGAUUUUUUUAAACUUGUAACUGUUUCUGCAUUUCAGUAGUUGCACUGCUAACUUUGAUCUUCAUAAAGAACAUGGAAGAAGCCAUUUUGAAUAUAUUUUAGGAAAUAGGCAAGUAGAAAUAACCACGUAGAUGUCAUUGAUACUCUUAAUUCAUCCCUGAAAAGCAAUUGGAAAGGAAAAGCAAAUUCUACCAGAAUAAAAAGGUUGAAAAACAAGGGUAUCCAAAAGACCUGAUUUCUUAUAUUGUUGAAGCAAUCAACUCUCAGAUGAGUCCUUUAUACUGUUGGGUCCAUGAAUUGUGCAGUAUCUCCUCACCACUGUAGUGUUGGUACACUAAUGGUUGAAAAGAAAGGAAGAACUAGUGAAGAGAGCCAGGGAAAUGAGCCUUGUUUCCACUCUCCAGGAGCACGAACUAUUGUACAGUCCCACCCUUCCAUAUGGUGCUUGUGUGAUGAUGUAACAUUUGUGUAUGUUACUAGUGCCUUAUUUCUUUCACGUGACUUUAUUUCUUAUCAAAAGAGCCAUAAAUUUUGUUAGUGUUCUUUGAUCCCUCUUUUGAAAGCAUGCUAAUCAGUUGUCUUUAUAGCUGUACCUAGCCUGCAUUUGCUACUGAAUCUAUAUUGUCUCUAGAGUAAUAAAUUAGCUGUAUUUUUCUCAAGUAUGUUGCUUGUUUUUAAACUAAAGCAAGAAAAUGAAUAUUAAAUAUCAGAAUUGAGGCUAAUAGAAUUAAUUUUUAUUUUUAAACCACACACACACACACAAAAGAAGGUCGAAUAAAUUGGAAACAGUGUAAUAAACUUGUUGGCAACUCCAAUUAGGGUAAAACCACAAAACUUUACAAACAGCAUUAAAAAUAAACAUAACUGUGAUAUUUUAGAAAUGUGACCAUUUCUCUACAACUUGUCUUUGACAAUAUUUUAGCAUUAAGUUUCUUAUAGAUGUAAAAAAACAAAAAACAAAAAACAACCCUGUAGUUGUCACAAUUUACACAUUAUUCAUUCACAGUGGGCUGUAGCAACUCAAGCCAUGCUGUAUAUUAUUUGCUCUUCAAGGUCUGUGCCUUUUAUUUUGUACUAUACAAAAUACUGGUUUUGUUUAUAUAUACAUAUAUAUGCACAUUAUAUCACAUAUAUAUAUUUCCAAUUCACUUGUGACUGAUAAAAGCAACGCAAAUAUCAGGUCACACAAAGUGUAGAGACAAUUCCUUGAGAAGAUGAAUAGAUACCUUGUGGAGUCUAGUUGCAGGCUCUCUGUAAUGUCCCUAUAUCCUUUUGUUGUGUGUUUUUUUUUUAAUGAUCAAUAUUUUGGGUUGAUUGUUUUGAAUUGGGAGGGUAAUAUUAAUUAUGAUAUGAGGUCAUAUGGAAGAAUAUAAAGACAUUAUCUGGAUGAAACUAAUGGACGUCAAGUGGUUCCAAUUGUCACUGUGUGUACAGUGUAGAUUACUGUGGAGUGUGCUGUUUACCACACCAUGUGUGCAGAAUAUCACCGCAGCGUCAUCUAGCAAUGCCUAAUAAAGGUUUUUAAAAGAGAA
Messenger RNA from Peromyscus maniculatus bairdii (prairie deer mouse), 10601 nucleotides. It is a transcript of the gene Rnf217, whose product is annotated as ring finger protein 217. Gene Ontology annotation, biological process: protein ubiquitination. Gene Ontology annotation, molecular function: zinc ion binding; ubiquitin-protein transferase activity. NCBI's taxonomy places the organism in Eukaryota, Metazoa, Chordata, Mammalia, Rodentia, Cricetidae. The record is from RefSeq and is a predicted model, not a curated record.